Molecule: messenger RNA, 3356 nt
Organism: Saimiri boliviensis boliviensis (Bolivian squirrel monkey)
Lineage: Eukaryota; Metazoa; Chordata; Mammalia; Primates; Cebidae
Source: RefSeq, a predicted model, not a curated record
GAGGCUCACUUGAGCCAUAGGAAGUUGAGAUGAUUGCACCGCUGUGUUUCAGCCUAGGCAACAGAACAAGACCCCAUCUCUUAAAAAAAAGCACUGCAGGUGAUUCUAAUGUGCACCCAGCAGGCUACACUUUAGAGUUAAAAGGAGAGCGUCCUUUCUCCCUGAAGUAGGAGGUCAGCUGCGUGAGAGGUGAGGUGGAGUAGGGAGACCUUGGUGGGGGGAUCUGGAGCAGCCACUAGAGGGGAGAGCGGAGGUCCCCAGCCUAUUGAGUCCCAGGACAGACGUCCACGAAGCUUCCUGUCCUUGGAUGGCUAUUUCCGUGGUUUCUGAGUUUGUACUGUCGGGACCUGCUGCCAUGAUGUGUUUUUGUUUGGAAGAGAAGAGUUUUGUUUUCAGGUCUCCGCUUGGAGCUUGCUGGGGCCGAGCGUCCUGGCUGGCUGCACAAGAGGGUGGAGCUGUCAUUUGGCUUGGCCUUGAGAAGAGUUGGCAGGACCCACAGGGUCCACAAGAAGUCAACUUGGGAGAGUGCGGUCACCUCCACGGAGGAGGGGAUGCCCAAGGGGGCCACCCCACCCCAGCUGAGGGGAAGGCCCUGCCUGUGACCACGCAGGCCUGGCUGUUUGUGCUUCGGCAUCAGCCACAGGCUUGGCCACUGCCAGAGGCUUGGAUGAGUACUGGAGGGAGGUUUGCCCUGUGGUUAGGAAGGGCUGGGCAUGGGGAAGGGGGCUGGGAAGGUGGGGGAGUGUUGCCAGGGUAUGGCCCACCCAGGGGCAUGCAGCCCAGUGGUGGCAGGAGGGGCCCAGCCUGUGCUUUUACGCAAAUACCCCAUCCUGCCUGGGCCCUUUAUUCUUUUCUUGCAUCUCCUACCUCCCAUCCGAGUUCCCCUUUGAUCAGUCAACCACCGUGGGCUGAGUGCCUUGAGGAACCGGACCAGGCCUCCUGGAGGGAAGGCCCCUGCUGUGGGGGACCCUGUCAGCUCCUGUCCAGCCUCUGCCCUCCUUUCCUGCUGGGUGUGUCAUUCUCUCUGCCCCCUCACUUUCACAGCCUUGCUUUUUCCUUUCUGUCUCCCUUUUGGGGUGUCACCUCUCUUUCCCUGUCUCCUUCCUUCAUUCAGCAAACACUGGGUGCUGGCUGUAUGCUGGGGAUACAGAGAUGUGCGGAACGCACCCCUGCUGGAGCUCAGAGUCUACUGGGGGGACACAGAUGUGUAAACAGACAAGCAGAGUCUGGUGUGGUUUCAGGCUCCAGCUCCUAAUCUGCUGUGGGACCACAACACUUGACAUUGUUACCUGUUCCUGACCACCACUUUGGCCCAGCAUCGCCCUGCUUCUUCGGCCACCGUCUCUUUCUUAGUCAGCUCCUGGGCCGACGCGGUUGGGGCUGGAUUGACGACUCAGGCUUUACUGAUUUGAAGCCUGGAGGAGCAGGAACAGGCAACCAACAAAUGCACGGGAAGACUUCUCGGAACAGUCCUGUGUCCUGCAAAGAGAAACCAGACAGAGUUCAGGAGCCCCUGGACUGCAGUCUGCACUGCCCAGAAGGCUUGAAGGGUGAAGAGCUAAAGAAGUGUGGCCGAGAAGGGAUAUCACUUAAUAAAUACAACCAGCAAUACCACAGGCUGUUUAAGGAUGUUCCCUUGGAGGAAGUGGUUCUCAAAGUGUGCUCCUGUGCCCUCCAGAGGGACCUCCUUCUUCAGGGCCGACUCUACAUCUCCCCCAACUGGCUCUGCUUUCACGCCAGCCUCUUUGGCAAGGAUAUCAAGGUGGUCAUUCCUGUGGUGUCUGUGCAAAUGAUCAAAAAACACAAGCUGGCACGGCUCCUUCCCAACGGCCUGGCCAUCACCACCAACACCAGCCAGAAGUAUAUCUUUGUGUCACUGCUGUCCCGGGACAGUGUAUAUGAGCUGCUGAGGAGAGUCUGCACCCACCUGCAGCCUUCCAGCAAGAAGAGUCUAAGCGUAAGAGAAUUUCCAGAGGAACCCGAGUCUCUGGAAGUCCUCAUCCCUGAGAUGAAGUGGAGAAAGGUAUGCCCUUCCUCCAGGUCCCUGUCUCUCCCGGACAACAUGCCUCAUACUCCUCCAGCACCUGUGGACUCCACAGACAGUUUUUUCCCCUCCAGGAUGCCUCCAGGGCCUGAAAAGUCAAGAGCCCAAGUAGCCUCUGAAAAUGGCAGGAGGUGGGCAUGGCCCAUGCCAGGCUGGGGUCCUGCCUGCCCUAAGAAGAUGCCGAACUGCUCUCCCAUUGCAGAGAAUGCUGUCUGUGAGGAUGAUGAGCUGGAGGAGGAGACUAGGAGCACUGGGGAGCUGAGGCUCUGGGAUUACCGGCUCCUGAAGGUCUUCUUUGUGCUGAUCUGCAUCCUGGCUGUGUCCUCAUCUUACCUGGCGUUCCGUAUUUCACAGCUAGAGCAGCAGUUAUGCUCCUUGAGUUGGAACAGCCCCGUCCCUGGGCACAGGUAACAGCCACUCGGCCUUUGUCCCCAUUCCUUCUCCAAGAAGAAAGAAUGUGCUGGGUGCUAAGUCUCUACCAAUGAUCCCUGUGGUUUAUGCUGCUGCCGUGCUAAGACUGCGUAUGAAGGAAAACGUUCCAGAUCCCCCUUCCUCCUCCCAGCUCUUCUCCUCCCUCUGAGAUCUGAAGUACCUGUUUACAAAGUAACUGGCUUCUUUGAUUUUUGGACUCAAACAAAAAGCCAGAUUUUUUGGAACCAGCUGAGGAAUUCUGUACACAAAGCUUCAGCAACCACUUAAAAUGAGAGAGAAAAAAAAAAAUUAGCUGGCUCCUUGGAAACAGUUCUGGCACACAGGCAAAACACUGGAGGCAACCUCAAGGGACAGAGGCCAGAGGCCGUGCUUUCAUACAUGGAAUGUGGCUCUGUCACACAGCUCACUCCUGUGGCGGGGUCAGAGGCCAGAACACAAACCACCUGUGUGGGCUGUGGUGUCCCCCAACACUCUGCGCUCCCACGGGGCUUCUCUGCAGGCAGCCAGGCAUCUGUCAGGCUUGGGCAGGGGCCUGCUGAGAAGCCGUGGAUGAAGAGGGGAGGGCCAGAGAUGCUUCCAGCCAGAGAUGAAUUUCCAUGCUCUAGGCCAGGGCUCUGUGCUGGCCCCUCAUGAGGUGGCUGGCUGCACGACGGGGAGAUGCUGCCCGUGGCAGGAAUGGUGGCAGGGGCUGUGAAGAACAGAGGUACCUGACUUCCAUGUCCUCAGCUGUCACUUUCUGGUGACACAGAUCACUGUAGUCACAGACCUGGUAGUGGUUCUUGCUCUUAUGUGUUCCCAGGCCCUGGAAAUAGGGAAUGGGGAGGGUGGAGGCUUGGAUCUGAGGUCUUGCUGUCUACUCCCUGCCUGCUCGGAUCUCAGG